UUCGAGUAAUAAGUCGGUUGUGCGGAAUUCAAACUGUUGAAUGUUGAAACGUUGUUGGUUACGGCGAUAUCAAGGGAAAAUCAAUAUCGACCAAAACAAAUGCAACUGCGAAGCAAAUAAUUUUUAGUUCGCUGAUUUUCAACACAAAAACCGCAAGGAGUGCCCAAUUUUCGGUAUGUCGAAAGGAAAUUUAUUUUUGGUCCUAAACUUAGGCUGUGAAAUGUUGUACGUAAUCGAUCAACGGCUGAAGGCCCAACGAAUAACGUUGGAAAAAUCAGCUCAAGUUCUGCGUGACCUCACGUGUGUCCUUCUUGAUCCGAAAUUUUUGGCCCAAUUUCUGCACCAACAUCCUGACGAACAUUUACUUACACCGCAUCAGAUACGUAUAUUGUUGAGUGACAUUGCCUGUUGUUCCUUGAUGCGAUUAGACAUCAACUCGAUGGACAAAUUGUGGGAUUUGAUGGUGAUGGUGUUCAAGUGGCAGUUGACCGUUUCAUCAAAUGAUCCUCAGCGCUUGGUGGACAUAACAUUCAGACAUAUGGACGGAGUGGGACGACUGAUACCGGAAACUCGUAAAACAAUGUUGAUUGACUGCGGCAAACGACUAAUCAUCGAGUAUUGGGAUGAAAUAACCGACAAAAAUGUCGUCGUGCAAAGCGUAGCGCAAUUCUUGCAACCGUUUAACGUUAAAAUAUCGAUUUUAAUUCGGUUGGGCUUUCAACGCACCGACUCCACAUUUGAAACGAAUAUCGGUGACCGAGAACACUUCCAGUACUACGUGAACAAUGUUGGUGAAAAUAUUUAUGCGAAGCACGCCUAUUCUGUCGUUCGCAGUAUGGUUGAUCGAACUCAAAAAGAAAAACCGGCUGAGAACAGCAGAGAAAUCGAUUCUUUAGUCGAACAAUUGAAUAUAAACCGGAAUAGCACUACGGUCGAAUCGGAUGAUAGUCGGUGCGGUCACAUACUGGACGAUGUUAGCUUCAAUUUUAUGAAUGAAAAUUGUGCGGAAAAUUCUCAUCAAAGUGCGACUGCAAUCGAUGAAAAGUCCGAGUUCGUUCGAGUGGAAAGAAGCGUAACGGCUAAUUUGGAGAGUAUCAUGGAACAGUUUCGACUAGAAAGUAAAGAGCACCCGGACAAGGCUGCCCAGUCAAUUGAUGUUACCGAAGAGUUGUUGAAAAUGUUGGAUGAAAAUUAGUGACUUCUGUCCUUGUUCGAUAUUGACGGAAUUGUGUAAAAUAAACCGUUGCAAUGGU
This is a messenger RNA of Bradysia coprophila, 1253 nucleotides long. RefSeq names its product Organic solute carrier partner 1 (gene OSCP1). Gene Ontology annotation, cellular component: plasma membrane; cytoplasm. The record is from RefSeq and is a predicted model, not a curated record. Lineage: Eukaryota; Metazoa; Arthropoda; Insecta; Diptera; Sciaridae. Gene Ontology annotation, biological process: transport.